Molecule: messenger RNA, 3024 nt
Organism: Notothenia coriiceps (black rockcod)
Lineage: Eukaryota; Metazoa; Chordata; Actinopteri; Perciformes; Nototheniidae
Gene: diaph2
Product: diaphanous-related formin 2
Exons: 5
Coding region: 40-519 (159 amino acids)
Biological process (GO): actin filament polymerization
Cellular component (GO): actin filament
Source: RefSeq, a predicted model, not a curated record
UCCAAGCAUUCAAGGGAGCAGUAUGAAAAACUGUCAACGAUGCACAAGAACAUGCAAAAGCUCUACGAGAAUAUAGGCAGUUUUUUGGCCUUUGACCCCCACUCAGUCAGUGUGGAGGAUUUCUUUGGACAGCUCGCCAACUUCCGCCUGCUCUUCUUGGAAGCAAUGAAGGAGAACCACAAGAAGAAGGAGAUGGAGGAGAAGAUCAAGAGAGCCAAGCUGGCAAAGGAGAAAGCAGAGCGGGAGAAGCAGGAGCGCCAGCACAAGAAGAAGCAGCUGAUUGACAUGAACAAAGAGGGAGAUGAGACUGGUGUAAUGGAUAGCCUAAUGGAGGCCCUGCAGUCCGGAGCUGCCUUCCGUGAUCGGAGAAAAAGGACACCGCGAAAUGGUGAUCAAAGCCCUUCCAGUCCAUCCUCUCGGUGGCCGGGUGCUAACUAUGGUAACAGAACACUAGACAACCGGCGUGCAGUCCUGGAAAGGUCUCGCUCACGCCACAACGCAAGUCACCCAGCUCGAUGAUCGCCCACGCCUACCACAAGACGCUAGAUAAGUGCCAAAGAGGCCUGCGAAGUGGAGACCUGGAAGACAUCUGAAGGAGGGACAGACCGCCCCUCACUGUAGCGCUCAAACACACACACACACACACACACACACACACACACACACACACACACACACACACACACACACACACACACACACACACACACACACACACACACACACCUGAUUCUUGGUGUUAAUGUGCAGAUCAGUUGAAACUAUGCUGUAAGUUUUGUUUCUCCGUAAGGACCCACUGUCACACCGUUCCUUCACGUGAACUAUUUAUUCAUAUAUUCAUGCCUAGGGCCACCCUGUCCCCUCCCUGCCCUAAACUGUAAGCAGAUGCUACUAAAAACAACCACUGAAUCCACAUGGAGAGUGGGCACGAGCAGAAUAUCGACUAAGGGGCACAGAAGACAAGAUAAUGCUUGUCUUAGCAAGUGAGUCUCCAACGGCCCUUCAAUUCCCCAACACUAAUAGCAUAAGUGACCCUUUUUACCAUAACACAAGUUACUUCAGUCAUACCAGAGCUUUGCUUCAAGCUUUGUGUGUGAGCGCCAUGCCAGCUCAGUAAUCGGACAGGAACCCAGACAAAAUAGGAUCCAGUGUGCUUGACUCCUGGGCUGAAGAGAUGGAGAUUUUUCAUUUAAACUAAUCUGCCGCUGCUGUUUGUGAUGUGUCUGUUUCAUGAUGCCUCCUCUCCCGGCUCGCAUGCUUCUAAAAAUGCAAUUUUACACAUCAACUCGGCUCAAGGUGCAUCCACAAUGCUCUGAGAAGUCUGCAUAUUUAAGAAGACAAUAAUUCUCCUGUGAAUAUAAGGUGAACGCAGUCGCUCGGAGAAAGUAUAUAAAAUGAGGUUUUAAGGGAUGCUGCGAGGAUAAGGGUUUAAAGGUGUGUUGUGUACAGCGGGGAAGGAGAUGAUUUCCUUUUUUAAUCUCAACUUACCCUCUGUUCUGACACUACCACGGUUUAUGUAAAAGUAUUGUAUAUCAGAUCCCCACCUACACCAAUGUCUGCUGUGACGUUUGGUGUUUUUCAACCCUCUGAUUGAAUACUGUACCCGCCAAAACAACCAGUUCAUGGUUGUCAAUUUGACUGACACUUUUUUUCUUGAUUAUUAAAUCAAAUCAGAUUAUUUUCACAUGUGCCAAUUUAUUUUUUUGUUUUUGGAAAAACAGAGUUCUCCCCAAUGACGGAACAUUUCUGUUUUCAUUUUAUUUUCUAUAUCAAAGGGAGUACAGGUAUCUUUUUCGUCAAAGUAUGAAAAAAAGAUUGUACAGACUUAAAAAGUUGUAUUUUAUUUUUAUUUUAACCAUUAUUUGAUGAAAAUGUAUCCAAUUAUGAACCGUCAUUCAACUAGGAGAUUUUGAUGUGAUAGUCAUGUGGUAUUUCUCAUUUGAAACACUCAAAAAUAUUUAGUUAGAUGUAAUUUAUUUGGACUUUUGUAAAAAUGAAUUUCCAUUGUAGAGCGUGAUGAGCUAGGAGCUACGGUGUUAGCAGUUGUAGAAGUUUCAGAUCAUCCGUCUUCUCUACCACAGUGUGAUGCAACCCACACAUGGACUGCAACACUAAAAGUGCAGGUUUGAUGCAGUUCAAUUCAUAACAUGGAUGGAGAGCAUCGGCGGAAAACAUGCCAGUUGUAUUUCUAAGGAUUGAAAUGGUUCAUUUAUAAUAGAAACUUCUACAAUAACAACAUUCCUCAACAUCCCUGUAAGUGAUUGAAUCAUUCCCCCCCCCCCCUCAUUCCAUCGUUUAGGAUAAUCAGAGUUAUGUAUUAAUAUAGAAAAUAGCAGGAGUGUUUCAGGUCAAAAGAACCUGUAUUGUUCCAUCAUGUUAGUGUGAAAAACAGGCCUUUGUGUCGAUCAUCCCACGAUAUUUUAGCUCGUGGCUAACAAACCUGAACCGGUGUUGACUUGUGCUCAUGGUGAUUAUAGGAAUGAGGAGGCAGGGGUAUGAAUUAUUGACCCUCUGUAAAAGGUGCCAUUUUGGUGUCAGUUUAUUUCAAAGCAAAGUUUCAGAUCUCACUCGGACUCAGAGACUGCACUUUACCUCACAAAAGAUUCUGCUCAGGCAGAGGAAGAGUUGUUUGGAUACGACAUUGCCACUAACAGAGCAAACUAUUUGCAAAGUCUUUCUUUUGGUAAACACUUCCAGCUGCCACAUAUCCAGUUCUUCCCUACUUUGUGAGUGCUUGCUAUUGAUUUGUGGAAGACCAAUUGCGGCUGAAGGAAUAAACACCGCUCGUAGCUGUUAACAAACCCUGUCCGACCGUGAUGUGUAAGCUGCCAUAUCCCUGCCUACCCUCGUCGUUGUCAUUAUGUUUUAUUGUCUUAAGAAACAUUUAUAUUUGUAACAGUUUAAGCUUAUUUGUAUCCUUAAGAACAUGAAUAAAUAAAAUGGUUAUGAAAACUGUCCUUCCAUACAUCAUGUAAUGUAUCAUCGUACUAAAUAAUAACCACUUUGUUACAUAAACAGGUUUCU